Molecule: messenger RNA, 669 nt
Organism: Drosophila simulans
Lineage: Eukaryota; Metazoa; Arthropoda; Insecta; Diptera; Drosophilidae
Exons: 2
Coding region: 1-465 (154 amino acids)
Source: RefSeq, a predicted model, not a curated record
AUGCGACGCCGUCUGCGUCUGCGCAACUCGCUGAAGGUUGAUCCACUCCGCUCCACUUCGCACCUCCGCCGCCCGCCCACCGCACCACCAACUUUUGUGGCUCGAUAUGACCAUCAUGCCAUUUCCCACCAGAGCUUCACCAGAUUAUCCUCAGCGGAGCCACUAACCCUGCAGUCCCGAAAGCAACCGCAUCAGCUGCUCGUUCCCUCUGCCAGGAUUGUUAAUCAUCACCAGGCAGUGGAACGACAGCAGGUCGAGAGGUUCUUCCAGGCGGCGACGGCGCAGGCGGAGGAGGUGCCUGUCAUAUCUGGACAGACACCCGCCCAUCUCACCUACGCUGCCCAUCCUGUGGUGCACCAGAUGCUGCCAAGGAUUAAGCCAGUGCGAAACAUAAGCUACGCCUCCCUGAUCCCAGGACCUCGCAGCCUAAACACUCAUACGAAUCGGAAUUUGUCACCCGUUUGAGGUGCUGUAUACUAAAGUCCUGGAGAUAGAAAUUUAGAAACAAGUAAAUCAUAAGUUUUUACGGAUAACGCACAUUAUUAUAGUUUUAAUUAUAUUUUCCAAUUUAACUACUUAAACAUGAAGCAGUAACACUUAACACUCACAUUCGACUCAAGUGCUUGUGAAUAAAACUCGAAUACUUUUUAUCAAGGUUCAACUUAUUUG